AUGGCUAGCAAACUUGAAAGAAGAAGGACUAUGAGUCCGAACAAACUUGAUAGACAACGCGCCAAGAGUCCGAGACCAAAAUCAAACUAUGCUGCUUCUUUACGGAUGAAACACACCAACAGUCUAAAAAGUCUUGAUGUUUACAAAGCUUCGGCGGUUGUUAGUAAAAUGCGAAGUAGAAGUAAAACAAGAAAGAAGACUCCAAUUCCUAAAAUCAAAGCGGAAAGUCCUCCACCGCCGCCAACACCAACACCACCACCUCGUACACCAACUCCAGAGCCAGAACCUGAGCCUGAGCCUGAGCCUGAGCCAGAGCCCGAAAUUGAACCAGAACCAGAACCUGAACCUCCAGUUGAUCCUCUUGAACAUUUUACAACAUGCCAAAUUGUGAAGGAAAAAAGACGAGAAGUUGCCCUUCAUGUAAGGAAGAAUUCGAGGUGA
Molecule: messenger RNA, 441 nt
Organism: Dendronephthya gigantea
Lineage: Eukaryota; Metazoa; Cnidaria; Anthozoa; Malacalcyonacea; Nephtheidae
Product: protein TonB-like
Exons: 2
Coding region: 1-441 (146 amino acids)
Source: RefSeq, a predicted model, not a curated record